GUUUUGCACACCUUAACUAAAACACAAAGGUGGUAUCUUACUCUACUGCUAUUUUAUUUUAGGUGAGAAGAAACAACCAGCUACGUAACCAUAGAGUUAUAAGAGUAACUGACAGUGACAAACAUGUGUCAAACUCAGACUAGACUUGACAUACCCUUGACUUGACUUGACAGUGACAUUAGUGACAGAUGUUAAGUAAAUAUCAUAUAAAAUAGAUGACUGAUCUCAUCUGAUUGUGGUUUUGCGAUAGUAACUUACACUAAAACAUAAAUUGCUACAAAUGUGACCUCGAGAUUAAAUGCACUAAUUGCUGAUAAAUGUAUACACGAUUUAUUAAUUAACGAAGCGACCGUGACUAGCCACGACUGGCCGAGGACGAGCGCGGUGUGUGGUAGACAGUCCAGUGCGUAGCGCGAGGUCGGUGACCGUGGACGUGGACGAGUCGACAAAAUGUUGUCGCGCUACGUGGUGUCGCAAGUGAAGCACAACUCGUACUUCCUGGUGGGGCUGGCGCUGGGGCUGUGGCUGUCGCUGGCGCUGGUGCCUCUGGACGAGCCGACGGCCGCGGCCUGCGCGGCCGAGCUGGGCGCCGCGGCCGCGCCCGACGACUACGAGUAUCAAUGAAUGCAGGACUACGAGCCGCAGCGCGAGGAGCGGCCGCUGGGCCCGGCCGGCCGCGCCGCCGGCCGCGCCGUGCAGCGCCCGCGCUACUACAGCACCGAGCUCGGCAUGCGCGGAUCUCUGCUCACCGGAGUGCUGAGCUCUGAAGAGGCUCUCAAGAGUCAGAUAGCCGCCCUGAACCGUACCACGGCGCGCCUACAGCCCGCUCUGAAGUUCUUCAUUACAGCCAGUGCCGUGAGCUCAGUGCCCGGAAUGGCUAAUGUGGUAGGCUUCACUGACACCAGGGAAAUGCUGAAACCAUUUCAUGCUCUCAAGUAUUUAGCCGACAACUAUUUAGAAGAGUAUGACUUCUUCUUCCUAGUCUCUGAUACAGCGUAUGUGAAUGCCCAUCGCCUGACUGAGCUGGUGUCUCAGCUGAGUGUGAGUGAAAACAUCUACAUGGGCACUGUAGCAGAGGAUGACAGCCACUACUGCUCACUAGAGGCGGGCAUCCUGCUGUCCAACUCGGUGCUGCGCGCCGUGCACGGCCAGCUCGACUGGUGCGUGCGCAACUCGUACUCCGGCCGCCACCACGAGAACAUCGGGCGCUGCGUGCUGCACGCCGCGCGCCGCGCCUGCAAUGGAGCUGAAAGUAUACGACUGCUUCUGCAAAGCAAUGCUCUAGUGCUGCGCGCGGCGCGGGGCUGGGCGGCAAAGCGCUGGGGCGGGGCCGAGCCUACGCUGUUGGAGGGGGCGUGGCUGUGGGAGCCGGCGCGCGCGCUGCGCUACCGCCUGGUGCUGCGGGAGGCGGCGGCGGGGGGGGCGGGGCCGCGGCCGCGCCUGCGCAUGCUGGAGGUGGCGCGGCCGCUGGGCGCGGCGCGGCUGCUGCCGGUGCGGUACGUCACGGAGUCCGCGCGCCUCACGCUGCUGGUGGCCGCGCCCCCCGCCACGCCCCCCGCCGACCUGCGCGCCUUCCUCGCGCGGUACGAGGCCGUGUGCCUCACGCAGGACAAGAACACCGCACUUAUACUGGUGAUAGUCGGUAACGCCAACGAGACCGCAGCGCUGGAGCCCAUCCGCGGCGAGGUAGAGGCGCUGCGCCAGCGACACUCGGGUGCUACCCUCACCGUGCUGGACGCGCCCAGCCCCGCCCCCCUCGCCGAGCUGCCCGAGUACGACGCGCUGCUGGCGGCGGGAGGCGUGGCCUUGGAGGUCGCCGCCCCCCACACGUCGCGCGACGCCCUGCUGCUACUGCUGCCGCCGCACGCUGAGUUCAAUCAGGACUUCCUCAACCGGGUCCGCAUGAACACGAUAUCUGGCGAGCAGUGGUACCUGCCGGCCGGGUUCGCGCGCCACUCGCUGUACGCGCACCCUCGCUUCCGGGCGCCCGCCGGCGGCAAGCCGACCGUCAACACCGGCCGCUUCAACCUGCGCGCCACGCUGGCGCUCGCCUUCUACCGCAGCGACUACGACGCGGCCGCCGCCGGCUGGCGCGGCGCGGCCCGCGGGGGCGCGGCCAGUGCGUGCGCGCGCCGCCUGCGCGAGGUGCAGUUCGCGACGCUGGACGUGGGCGCGCGCCACUCGCUGGCGCAGCUGCUGCUGGAGACGCAGGCCGAGCUCGACCAGUGACGCGGGCGGGCCGAACUCGACCAGUGACGCGGGCGGGCCGAGCUCGACCAGUGACGCGGGCGGGCCGAACUCGACCAGUGACGCGGGCGGGCCGAACUCGACCAGUGACGCGGGCGGGCCGAACUCGACCAGUGACGCGGGCGGGCCGAGCUCGACCAGUGACGCGGCCGGGCCGAGCUCGACCAGUGACACUUUGGAGUCAAUAUACGUUGUAAUCUGUAUUCUCUA
Messenger RNA from Spodoptera litura, 2457 nucleotides. NCBI's taxonomy places the organism in Eukaryota, Metazoa, Arthropoda, Insecta, Lepidoptera, Noctuidae. The record is from RefSeq and is a predicted model, not a curated record.